UCGUCUGACCAUCUUCCCGCUUCUGCGCAUCUGUACCCGGCCUAAACCUCCUGUUUUACCCCUUCACUGUUAGCCCCCAGAAGAUCACAACAUGUCGGAGUUCAACGCGGUACCGCCACCGGGUGCCGGUGCAGCCCUCGGAGCAGGUGGACUCAAGAAAGAUGCUUUUGCGGACGCGGUUCAGCGAGCUCGGCAGAUUGCAGCCAAAAUCGGAGGAGAUGCUGGACCCCCGAUGACAAACAACGGAGGAGCUGAGAGCUACCCCUUCGCCGCCCAGAAACGUUCUCUUGAAGACGCAGACGAGCCAGAGAGUAAGAAGAUGGCCACCCAGAGCGACAGAGACUCCGGCGCCAUCCCCGAAUGGGCCGCACAAGCAUCCAUGGGUGCGCAGCUGGCUGCCCUGUCCCAGCAGAGCAAUGUUGCUCGUCCCUCACAGAUGACAGAGGAUUACAAAGUGCCUGACGGAAUGGUGGGGCUGAUCAUUGGUCGAGGAGGGGAGCAGAUCAACAAGAUCCAGCAGGAUUCGGGCUGCAAGGUCCAGAUCGCCCCCGACAGCGGCGGCAUGCCCGACCGCAGCGUCUCCAUCACCGGGUCGCCAGAGUGCAUCCAGCCUCCCAUGGUCCUGGAGCACGUGGAGAAGAAAGCGAAGAUGCUAUUGGACGAGAUCGUGUCGCGGGGGCGUGGCACCCCUCCCACGGCGUUCCACGAGAACGGCGGCCAAGGCGGCGGCCAGGGCGGGCAGGGCGGCCACAUGCAGGAGAUGAUCAUCCCCGCCGGCAAGGCUGGACUCAUCAUCGGCAAGGGAGGAGAGACCAUCAAGCAGCUGCAGGAGCGUGCCGGUGUGAAGAUGAUUCUGAUCCAGGAUGCUUCCCAGGGUCCCAACAUGGACAAGCCCCUGCGCAUCAUCGGAGACCCCUACAAAGUGCAGCAAGCGCGUGAGAUGGUGCAGGAGAUCCUGAGGGAGAGGGACAACCCCGGCUUUGAGAACCGCGGCGAGUACGGUUCCCGCAUGGGAGGAGGGCUGGAGAUUCCAGUUCCGCGUCACUCAGUGGGUGUCGUGAUUGGCCGAAGCGGUGAAAUGAUCAAGAAGAUUCAGAAUGACGCUGGAGUCAGGAUACAGUUUAAGCCAGACGACAGCAGCGGUCCCGAUAAGAUCGCCCACAUCAUGGGUCCCCCCGACCGCUGCGAGCACGCCGCCAGCAUCAUCAACGACCUGCUGCAGAGCAUCCGCGCCCGCGAGGAGGGAGGCGGGGUAAGAGAGGGUGGGAGUGAGGAGGGAGACUGGGGCCCUCCCGGUCCUCCAGGCACCGGUAUGCCCCCUGGUGGUCGAGGACGGGGGCGCGGCGGUCCCCCCGGCGGCUGGGGUGGCCCCCCCGGUGCUGGCGGCGGCGAGAUGACCUUCUCCAUCCCGGCGCACAAGUGCGGCCUCGUCAUCGGGCGCGGCGGCGAGAACGUGAAGGCCAUCAACCAGCAGACGGGCGCCUUCGUGGAGAUCUCGCGCCAGCCGCCACCCAACGGCGACCCCAACUUCAAGCUGUUCGUCAUCCGCGGCUCACCGCAGCAGAUCGACCACGCCAAGCAGCUCAUCGAGGACAAGAUCGAGGGUCCUCUGUGUCCUGUUGGACCUGGUCCUGGUGGUCCAGGCCCCGCUGGGCCAAUGGGCCCCUACAACCCAAACCCAUACAACCCAGGCCCACCUGGUGGACCCCCACAUGGAGGCCCCCCUGGAGGUCCCCAGUAUGCUCCUCAAGGAUGGGGCAACACCUACCAGCCCUGGCAGCCACCUGCCCCGCACGACCCCAGUAAAGCAGCAGCAGACCACAGUGCAGCCUGGGCUGCCUACUAUGCGCAGUACUACCAGCAGCCACAAGGUGGCGCCAUGCCGGGUCAGAACCCAGCCGCCCCGGCAGCUGCUCAGCCCCCUGCGGAUCAGAACCAGCAGGCCCAGGCGGCCGGCGGGCAGCCCGACUACACCAAGGCCUGGGAGGAGUACUACAAGAAGAUGGCUCAGGCAGGAACUCCAGCAGCUCCUGCGGCGGCGGCGGCUCCAGCAGCUUCAGCAGCAGCUGGGCAGCAGGACUACAGCGCCGCCUGGGCCGAGUACUACAGGCAGCAGGCCGCCUACUACGGACAGACUGGACAGAGCCAACCGGCCGCCCCGCAGCAGGGACAGCAGGCGCAGUGAAGCCCCGUCUCUCUGUUCGGCGAACGUCACCACCCUCCUCCUCCUCCCCUCGGACUCUGCCCUUCUCUCUCCAGCAUCUCCACCCCCCUGCCCAGAACCUGGAGCCAAGCAGUUUAGUUUUGCUUUACUCCUUU
This is a messenger RNA of Sardina pilchardus (European sardine), 2319 nucleotides long. Its product is annotated as far upstream element-binding protein 2-like. Gene Ontology annotation, biological process: regulation of DNA-templated transcription. The transcript has 18 exons. Bases 92 to 2185 code for a protein of 697 amino acids. Gene Ontology annotation, cellular component: cytoplasm; nucleus. Gene Ontology annotation, molecular function: mRNA binding. NCBI's taxonomy places the organism in Eukaryota, Metazoa, Chordata, Actinopteri, Clupeiformes, Clupeidae. The record is from RefSeq and is a predicted model, not a curated record.